AUGCAAUUCCUGAAACUUCCUCGCCUUCUUAUGUCACAUGUGAGGAGGAUACAUCUUCAUUCGCAGCCGUUGCCAUCACAAAGCACUUGCAGAUUUGAUGGUAUUGAUGAUGCCGUGGCUUUGUUUCGCAGCAUGGUUGAUAUGCAUCCCCUGCCAUCGAUUGUGGAAUUCACCAAAAUCUUAGGGAUGAUUGUGAAGAUGAGAUACUAUGCCACAGCUAUUAAUCUAUAUACCCUAAUGGAAUAUAAGGGUGUUGUACCGUUUACAGUUACUUUUAACAUUUUGAUAAACUGUUUCUGCCACAUGGGUCGGAUGGAUUUUGCUUUCUCAGUAAUGGGUAAGAUUCUUAAGUGGGGUUGUCAACCAAAUGUUGUGACUUUUACUACGCUGAUGAAGGGGUUCUGUGCUAAUGAUAAAAUGAUGGAUGCACUAUACAUUUACAAUGAAAUGGUUGAACGAAGGAUUUGGUUUGAUGAUGUUCUCUAUGGAACCUUAAUCAAUGGGCUAUGUAAGAGUAAGAUGAGCAAAACAAGAGCUGCCAUUCAACUGCUUCAAAAGAUGGAGGGACAGUUGGUUAAGCCCAAUCUUGUAAUGUACAAUACCGUUGUCCAUGGUUUAUGCAAAGAUGGACAUAUAAAUGAGGCACGUGUUUUGUGUUCUAAAAUGAUUGUUCAUGGAAUUUUCCCCGACAUUUUCACUUAUAGUUCAUUAAUUUAUGGUUUGUGUCGUGCAGGCCAACGGAAAGAAGUUACAUCUUUGCUGAAUGGGUAUUGUUUAAACAAUAAAGUGGAUGAGGCAAGAGAAUUAUUUAAUUUGAUGAUUGAAAGAGGUGAACAGCAUGACAUUAUUAAUUACAAUAUUUUGAUAAAUGGAUAUUGUUUAAACAAUAAAGUGGGUGAGGCAAGGAAAUUAUUUCAUAGGAUGAUUGAAAAAGGUGAACAACCCGACAUUAUUACUUAUACUAUUUUGAUGCAUGGAUAUUGUUUGAUUGAUAAAGUGGAUAAGGCAAGAGAAUUAUUUCAUGGGAUGAUUGAAAGGGGUUUGAUGCCUGAUGUUUGGAGCUAUAACAUCUUGAUUAAAGGUUAUUGCAAGAUUGAAAGAGUGGACGAGGCUAUGGAUUUACUUGAACAUAUGUUUCUUAAGAAUUUAUUCCCAAAUAUUAUAACUUACAAUUCUCUAGUUGAUGGCUUAUGCAAAUCUGGGGGAAUUGAUGAUGCAUGGAAGCUUGUUGAUGAAAUGCAAUAUUGUGGCCAACCACCUCCAGAUGUAACCACUUACAAUAUCUUGUUAGAAUCCCUAUGUAGAAUUGAGAAUGUUGACAAGGCAAUUGCAUAUUUUAAACACCUCAUCUUUGAAAGAAGUUUUGCCCCUAAUGUUUGGAGUUACAACAUCUUGAUUAGUGGUUGUUGUAAGAAUAGAAGAUUGGAUGAAGCCAUGAAUCUUUUUAAUCAAAUGUGUUUCAAGAAUUUGGUUCCAGAUAUUGUAACCUACAAUAUCUUGUUAGAGGCUUUAUGCAACGGGCAGAAACUUGACAUGGCAAUUGCAUUAUUAAAAUAUCAGAUUGUUUAUCAAGGUAUUAGUCCAAAUUUGCUCACAUACAAUAUACUUAUAAAUGGAUUGCACAAAGGUGGGAGGCCGAAGACUGCACAGAAGAUUUCCCAGUAUCUUUUCAUUAGAGGCUAUCAUCCAGAUGUCCAAACAUAUAUAAUCAAUGAGCUUUGUAAAGGUGGAUUGUUAGAAUAA
This is a messenger RNA of Sphenostylis stenocarpa, 1743 nucleotides long. The record is from the annotation of a GenBank genome assembly. Lineage: Eukaryota; Viridiplantae; Streptophyta; Magnoliopsida; Fabales; Fabaceae.